This is a messenger RNA of Echinops telfairi (small Madagascar hedgehog), 6524 nucleotides long. It is a transcript of the gene PDS5A, whose product is annotated as PDS5 cohesin associated factor A. The transcript is spliced from 32 exons. Gene Ontology annotation, cellular component: nucleus; chromatin. Lineage: Eukaryota; Metazoa; Chordata; Mammalia; Afrosoricida; Tenrecidae. The record is from RefSeq and is a predicted model, not a curated record. Gene Ontology annotation, biological process: DNA repair; mitotic sister chromatid cohesion. The coding region runs from base 37 to 4053 and encodes 1338 amino acids.
CGGUAGAGGACUGUGAAAGAAAAGUUGUCCCCCAGGAUGGACUUCUCCACCACGCAGCCCAAGCCUGCCACUGCCCUCUGUGGCGUCGUGAGUGCCGACGGGAAGAUCGCCUACCCGCCGGGGGUGAAGGAGAUCACCGACAAGAUCACCACGGAUGAGAUGAUCAAACGGCUGAAGAUGGUAGUGAAAACUUUUAUGGAUAUGGAUCAGGAUUCAGAAGACGAAAAGCAGCAGUAUCUCCCACUAGCCUUGCAUCUUGCAUCUGAAUUCUUCCUCAGGAAUCCCAAUAAAGAUGUGCGUCUCCUAGUAGCAUGUUGUUUGGCUGACAUCUUUCGAAUUUAUGCCCCUGAAGCUCCAUAUACUUCCCAUGAUAAACUUAAGGACAUAUUUUUGUUUAUUACCAGACAAUUAAAAGGUUUGGAAGAUACAAAGAGCCCACAAUUUAAUAGAUACUUUUAUUUACUAGAGAAUUUAGCUUGGGUUAAAUCAUAUAACAUCUGCUUUGAAUUGGAAGAUUGCAAUGAAAUUUUUAUUCAACUUUUUAGAACUCUCUUCUCAGUGAUCAACAAUAGCCACAAUAAGAAAGUACAAAUGCACAUGCUGGACUUGAUGAGUUCUAUCAUCAUGGAAGGUGAUGGAGUUACUCAAGAGUUAUUGGACUCCAUUCUUAUUAACCUAAUUCCCGCACAUAAGAACUUAAAUAAGCAGUCAUUUGACCUUGCAAAAGUCCUGCUUAAAAGGACAGUCCAGACUAUUGAGGCAUGCAUUGCCAAUUUUUUCAAUCAAGUCCUGGUGCUGGGAAGGUCUUCAGUGAGUGAUUUGUCAGAACAUGUAUUUGAUCUAAUUCAGGAGCUCUUUGCUAUAGAUCCUCAUUUAUUAUUAUCUGUCAUGCCACAACUUGAAUUCAAACUGAAGAGCAAUGAUGGAGAAGAGCGAUUAGCUGUUGUUCGGCUUCUAGCUAAAUUAUUUGGUUCUAAAGAUUCUGAUUUGGCAACACAGAAUCGUCCCCUUUGGCAGUGUUUUCUUGGACGAUUUAAUGACAUUCAUGUUCCUGUGAGAUUAGAAAGUGUGAAAUUUGCCAGUCACUGUUUAAUGAAUCACCCAGAUUUAGCAAAGGAUCUCACAGAAUAUUUAAAAGUUAGAUCACAUGAUCCAGAAGAAGCUAUUCGUCAUGAUGUUAUUGUUACGAUAAUAACUGCUGCCAAAAGGGACCUUGCCUUAGUCAAUGACCAGCUACUUGGCUUUGUAAGGGAAAGAACGCUGGACAAACGGUGGCGAGUGAGGAAAGAGGCUAUGAUGGGUCUUGCUCAGCUUUAUAAGAAGUACUGUCUUCAUGGUGAAGCAGGAAAGGAAGCUGCAGAGAAGGUCAGCUGGAUAAAGGACAAACUUCUGCAUAUUUAUUAUCAGAAUAGCAUCGAUGACAAGCUUUUGGUAGAGAAAAUCUUUGCUCAGUAUCUUGUCCCUCACAAUUUGGAAACAGAAGAAAGAAUGAAAUGCUUAUAUUAUUUAUAUGCUAGUUUGGAUCCAAAUGCUGUAAAAGCUCUUAAUGAAAUGUGGAAGUGUCAGAACAUGCUUAGGAGUCAUGUACGAGAACUGUUGGAUUUGCACAAGCAGCCCACAUCAGAGGCUAACUGUUCUGCUAUGUUUGGAAAACUGAUGACCAUAGCAAAGAAUCUGCCAGAUCCUGGAAAAGCACAAGACUUUGUGAAAAAAUUUAACCAAGUUCUUGGUGAUGAUGAAAAGCUGCGAUCUCAAUUGGAGUUAUUAAUCAGCCCUACCUGUUCAUGCAAGCAGGCAGAUAUUUGUGUGAGAGAAAUUGCUCGGAAACUUGCAAAUCCUAAGCAGCCAACAAAUCCUUUUCUAGAGAUGGUCAAAUUUCUUUUGGAAAGAAUUGCACCUGUGCACAUUGAUUCAGAAGCCAUAAGUGCACUAGUAAAAUUGAUGAAUAAAUCAAUAGAGGGAACAGCAGAUGAUGAAGAGGAGGGUGUAAGUCCAGAUACUGCUAUUCGUUCAGGACUUGAACUUCUUAAGGUACUGUCUUUCACACAUCCUACCUCGUUCCACUCUGCAGAGACAUAUGAGUCCCUGUUACAGUGCCUGAGAAUGGAAGAUGACAAAGUAGCAGAAGCUGCUAUACAAAUUUUUAGAAAUACAGGCCACAAAAUAGAAACAGAUCUUCCCCAGAUAAGAUCGACCUUAAUUCCAAUUUUACAUCAAAAAGCAAAGCGAGGUACUCCACACCAAGCAAAACAGGCUGUGCACUGUAUACAUGCCAUAUUUACAAAUAAAGAAGUCCAGCUAGCACAGAUUUUUGAGCCACUCAGUAGGAGUCUGAAUGCAGAUGUACCAGAACAACUUAUAACUCCAUUAGUUUCUUUGGGCCACAUUUCUAUGUUAGCACCAGAUCAGUUUGCUUCCCCAAUGAAAUCUGUAGUCGCAAACUUUAUUGUGAAAGAUCUACUAAUGAAUGACAGGUCCACAGGUGAGAAAAAUGGGAAAUUAUGGUCUCCAGAUGAAGAGGUUUCCCCUGAAGUACUAGCAAAGGUACAGGCAAUUAAACUUCUGGUAAGGUGGCUGUUGGGUAUGAAAAACAACCAGUCUAAAUCUGCCAAUUCAACUCUUCGGUUAUUAUCAGCGAUGCUGGUUAGUGAGGGUGACCUGACAGAACAAAAGAGGAUCAGUAAAUCUGAUAUGUCUCGCUUGCGAUUAGCUGCUGGCAGUGCCAUAAUGAAGCUUGCUCAGGAACCUUGUUACCACGAAAUUAUUACCCCAGAACAGUUUCAGCUCUGUGCACUUGUUAUCAACGAUGAGUGCUACCAAGUAAGGCAGAUAUUUGCUCAGAAGCUGCAUAAGGCACUUGUGAAGUUGCUGCUCCCAUUGGAGUACAUGGCGAUCUUUGCCUUGUGUGCCAAAGAUCCUGUGAAGGAGAGACGAGCUCACGCACGACAGUGUUUGCUAAAAAACAUUAGUAUACGCAGGGAGUACAUUAAACAGAACCCCAUAGCUACUGAGAAAUUAUUAUCACUGUUGCCUGAAUAUGUAGUUCCAUACAUGAUUCACCUGUUAGCCCAUGAUCCAGAUUUUACAAGGUCCCAGGAUGUUGAUCAGCUUCGUGAUAUCAAAGAGUGCCUGUGGUUCAUGCUUGAAGUUUUAAUGACAAAGAAUGAAAACAACAGCCAUGCCUUUAUGAAAAAGAUGGCAGAGAACAUCAAGUUGACCAGAGAUGCCCAGUCUCCAGAUGAAUCCAAGACAAAUGAAAAACUUUAUACGGUGUGUGAUGUGGCUCUGUGUGUUAUAAAUAGUAAAAGUGCUUUGUGCAAUGCAGAUUCACCAAAGGAUCCAGUUCUCCCAAUGAAAUUUUUUACACAGCCCGAAAAGGACUUCUGUAAUGACAAGAGUUAUAUUUCAGAAGAGACCAGGGUGCUGUUAUUAACAGGAAAGCCCAAACCUGCUGGAGUGCUAGGUGCCGUAAACAAGCCUUUAUCAGCAACAGGAAGGAAACCAUAUGUUCGAAGCACUGGAGCUGAGACUGGAAGCAAUAUCAAUGCAAAUUCAGACCUGAACCCUUCAACCGGAAAUCGAUCAAGGGAACAGAGUUCAGAGGCAGCAGAAACUGGCGUUAGUGAAAAUGAAGAGAACCCUGUGAGAAUUAUUUCUGUCACACCAGUAAAGAACAUUGACCCAGUAAAGAAUAAGGAGAUCAACUCUGACCCGGCCACCCCGGUCCCCAUCAGCAGUGAGCGGGCCAAGAAGAGAACGGCAGCUGCCGCUGGGGCGGAGAAUAUUCAGCAGCAAACGGAUGAGAAAGUGGAUGAAUCGGGACCACCUGCCCCUUCCAAGCCCAGGAGAGGACGGCGACCCAAGUCUGAGUCUCAGGGCAAUGCAACCAAAAACGAUGACAUGAAUAAACCUGCUGGCAAGGGCAGGAAGCGAGCCCCGGCCAGUCAGGAAAGCCCUGGGGGGUUGGAAGCAGUCAAUGCCAAAGCACCCAAGUUGCAAGACGCAGCCAAGAAGGCAGUGCCACCCGAGAGGCAGAUUGAUUUACAAAGGUAAGAAGAAAAUCCAUUUGCAAAGGGAGAAAAUGAAGGCCAAACAGAAGCAGGGUCUGGCUUCUGCGACAACCUGGAUUCACAGUGUCCCUGAAGAGAAAGUUAACUUUUAGAGAACACAUACUUUUCUGCCUUGAAAACUGAAAGAAACUUCCUUUCCCUUCACACGGCCACACGUCCUUCAGUGGAAAUGUACAGCAGAAACUGGAGAGUCGCUAAGAGCAACUCCAUCCUCCCUCCUUGCCCCUCCCCAGACUUUUCUCGGGAAAAGUCAAUAAUUAAGCAAAUUGCUUAACACUUGGUUCCAGUUCCUGCAUAUCUGGAGUUUAAAGCGCGUGAUACACCAUUAAUUUUCAUGCUGCAUUUUUUUAUUUUAAAGAAAGUAACAGGAUGUCCUUACACUGACAUUGAAAAUUCAUCAAUUUUAGAGCCAGGAAUUCCCAUGUUUCACAAGAAAAAGAAAGUCUACUGAGUUAAUUUUUAAGAAGAGAUCAGAUUAAAUAUUGCUUUGUUUUUCCUUUUGGAAACUUCUGUAUAAUUCUUUCUGCCUGCCUACUUUUCUGCAAAAAUGAGAUGUACAGACUGCAGUUCCCUGCUAUGAAAAGUGAUGUGGUGGCGAUUUUAUAAACGUUGCUUUCUGAUUUUUAUCAGAGUGAAAAAGAAUUAAAAUUAUUAUUGAUUUGCAAGUAGUAACAUUUUUUUAUUUCCCCUCCAUUUUAGUUUAAUAUAAUUUUCAAUAAAUGUACAUAUCGUUUGUUUUAUAAAGCAUAUUACUUUAAAAUGGUUUUUACUCCUGUGAUUAUUAGAAUGGUUGGAAUUUUAAAGGAGUUAAAGGCUAUCCGCAUUUGGUUUUAUAGUGUUUGUCACCAGAUUUUUAUUACUGAUGUUAUAAAAAAAGGGUGUUUUUUUGUUUUGCUUUGUUUUUAAUAGCUGGACUUUGGCAGCUUGUAAGGAAAGCUGGAGGUGUUUAGGACUGCUCUCAGUUUUCAGCAUUGUGGUAUUUGGAAAUCAGUGUUUUGCUUCUGUCUGCGAUCUGGGCUCCAUUCUCAUUUUAGAAGAUAAUUGUGGCAUCAAUAGAUUAUGUUUCUUGGCAUUGCUCAGCAUAGGUGAUGUGUGUAUUUUUUGGGUACACAUAUCAGUUAUAUUUAAUGAUUGCAGAAAAUAAAUGCUUCUAGAUGUCAUACGGUAGUCCUUUUUAAUCAUUUUGGGUUGUUUUGUUUUUUGUGAAAGGGCUAAAGGCACAGAAGUAAAGAACCAGUUACAAUCAGCUCUCUUGUUCAUGUGAUUGCUACAGGCAGCAAUGAAGGCAGGCGAGUGGGGAGCAUCCUGUCAGCAUCCUGUUCUGCCCUCUGUCCUCACCCUGCAGGCUUCGCCUUGGAGCCCUGGCCCGUGCUCACUCAGUAUCUGUGCAGACAGCCCGUGCCAGCCUAAGGAUAUGAGAGUAUGGGUUGUAAGUUAGUCUUGACAGGGCAUAGACAACAUGGGGUAUGAAACAGUGAAAGUGAACUGUGUUUGAAAGGAUAAUUAUUCGCGUGGACUCUGCUGGCUGUUGACUGAUCAAGAUAAGUAAUUCUUUUAAUUAUGCUGAUAGACAUUUAAAGCAUCAAAAGAUGGAGAGAGAAUAAUAUCUUUUUUUAAAGCAGGAAACACCUCUCCGGCCCCUCAUUGUUUCUUGUUGCCUCUUAGAACCCUUUAGAAGGAAAAUAUAAGAUAUUGCCUCCAACAUGCUGAAAAGAGUAUCUAUGCAUAAGUACCAGAGAAGUCCCUCAGCGACCGAUGGGCAUGUUCUGUAUAGGAAGACUUGGCAUCAGACAGCUUGAUCGUUACGAUUUUCCCCCAGCAGAGUGCAUGGGGAUGGGCCUGCCUUCCCUCUUGCUCCCACUUCCCCAGCAGCGCCGGUUGCUAGAUGGUUGGGGUGCCCAGUCCUCUUCAGCAUCAGGGGUGGAGGCACCUUCUCUUCUGCAGCAUCUGCGAGUGGCCAGCGUCAGCAGGAGGGUGAGAAAGGCCCACUCCUGCCUACUGGCCAGAUGCAACUCAUUCCAGCACUCCCGGGAAGGAAGAGCAGGCGGGGAAUUAGGUAAGCUGGUGGGAGGGACUUGUAUAAGGGAAGUGUGUCCGUUUUCCUUGGGAAAGGAAAACAGAAUCCCUUAGGAAUUUGGUAUUCACAUCUCAGAGAACUACAACACAAAAGUGCAGACUUACAUUUGAAAAUUAAUGUUACUCCUUUGUGUCUAGUUUGAAGCUUCUUGUAUUUGUCUAAAACUACAAGCCAGAAUUUUGUAUCUCCUUUGAUAAAAAGUGUGUAUAAUGUAAAGUAGUUUUGCAUAUUGUGCUGCACAUGGGCUGGAUUUUUAGAUUUUUUUUUAAAGACUUGAAGCAGAACCUUGUAAUUUGUGUAAAUGAUGAGUGUAAAAUCCUACCAUAAAAUGCUACAAAUAUGCACUGUUUCAAAUAAAAUCGAGAAAUGCAGCAUUA